Molecule: messenger RNA, 1598 nt
Organism: Centruroides sculpturatus (bark scorpion)
Lineage: Eukaryota; Metazoa; Arthropoda; Arachnida; Scorpiones; Buthidae
Exons: 1
Coding region: 644-1579 (311 amino acids)
Biological process (GO): positive regulation of cytoplasmic translation
Cellular component (GO): cytoplasm
Molecular function (GO): translation regulator activity; zinc ion binding; single-stranded RNA binding
Source: RefSeq, a predicted model, not a curated record
CUGGGGAAGCUAAUGGUGCGACGGGGGGCUCAGGUAUUGGCCGGGCCUGGACGUUGCGGCAUGUGCUUUGAUCGCGACCUCGAAGCAAGAAAACUGAAGGCAGUCCCCGAGGGUACAGCUUAAAAACUAAGGAAGCACACCUGGGGCGGUGUCAAGUUAGGGGCCCGGGGGGCAUAGCCGUGUCUUUCUGGCCGCCCUGGUCAGGCACUGUAAAAUCUUGCCCCCUGUCAGAGUGCAGGGUGGCGCCCUGACUGGGUCCCUCUGGCAGGGGGUGGAGUCCUCUGCCGAGGCCACGGGGCCUGCCUUUGGUCCUCUCUUAGGUCUCUUGGCGUGGUCGGGCCCAUGCCGUUGCGGAAGGGAUCGGUUCUUUACCUGGGUCUGGGGGUUUUUUGGGGUCCUUUAAAUAAAUAUGAAUAGCUCAGAUACUAAUAAAUGUUUACAAGUGCAGGGGGAAAAGGGGAGUUGCCCAGCUCCCAUUUUGUUUCGCCGGAGUAUUACUAGUGAUAGAUCGAUGCAGCAAGAUAGUGAGUAUGAUGGUUAUGGUUAUAUUCAGGAUAUGGAGAAGUUAGCAUUAGAUUUUUGAAAGAUAGUUCUCCAUAAGGACUGUAGAUUGAGUCGCCAGGCUUCACAACAAUUAAUAGAUAUGUUUGGGCAAGCUGUGAAUGUUGUGCGAACAGUUGUGUUGCAGAAUGAAAGAUUAUUAGGUAGACUCAUUGAGAUAGAGAAAGUAGAAAAAUUUAGUGCUCCUAUUGUAUCAACACCUAUGUUGUAUGCAGAUAAAGUUAAAGUAAAGGAGGAUAAAGUUGAUAAUGAUAGUACAGAUAAGGUAAUAUUAGUUAAGGGUAUGAAUGAUGAGGAUAGUGAGGAGGUCAAGCGUAAAUUUCUUAUUAGUGUUAAUCCUGUUAAGGAUGGUAUACGGUUUCAAGGAGUACGGAAAAUACGUAGUGGAGGAAUAGCUGUUGUUGUCGCGUCUAAUGUUGAUAAGGAAAGAUUGCUUAAUCAUGCUUUAGUUAAAAAGGCAGCGUUAGAAGUAACAUCGCCGGUAAAGAAAAAACCUAGAAUGAUUAUGUUUGAUGCGCCUAGAAAGUUAGAUGAGGAUGCAUUGGUUCGGCAGUUGUAUGUUUUAAACAAUGAUUUGAUAUAUGGAGAUCUAGGUAUUACUUUGGACGAGUUUAAAGAAAGUUUUAAGUUGUUAUAUAAAACUGGGAGGAAGAGGGAUUUAUUGGUUAAUUGGGUUAUGGAGGUGUCACCUGAGUUGAGAAUUAGAUUGUUGCGGUUAAAUAGAUUAUAUGUGGAAUAUAGAAGUUGUAGAGUUAAAGAUUACUUGGAAGUUUCAAGAUGUUUUAAAUGUCAGGCUUUUGGACAUGUAGCUAAGACUUGUCGUCAGGAUAAUGUGACGUGCUAUAAGUGCGGUGAAGUGGGACAUAGGUCUGCGGACUGUAAACUUGAAAAGCCCAAGUUAUUAUGUAUACCAUGUCGUAAUUUUGGGAAACGAUCUGAUCAUAUAUCUAGAGAAAACGGUUGCUAUGCAUAUCAAAUAUCUGUUGGUAGAUAUAGACGUAACAUAGAUUAUGGGUAGUAGUGGUAAUCAGUUGUUA